AUUAAGCGUCCAAUCAAGUAAAUGUUUCCCACCUUUGUAAUUUAAGAGUCAUUAUCCUCCGCACCUCACUCUUCAGAUAGUACCUAAUAGUCGUAUUUCAACGAGCGUUUUGCGUGGUUUAGUUUAGCCGCUGAAAAUGUUGAUCCCCACUGAAUUUUUGAUACUAUUGGGUAUUCUUUGGGCCUCACCGGUGAAAGCAGAUUCAUGGAAAAAUCGUUCAGGUGUAUGUUCAACGAAUGAUUGUAUGCAGGUGGCCCACAUAUUCCGCCCGACCAUGCAUCAAAAUUAUGAUCCAUGUGACAACUUUUAUGGAUUUAUAUUUGGUGCAUCGCAAUUUACAGACUUCGCCUACAACAUUCCGUACCAAAGACAGACCGUCUCUAAUCUGACAUUAGAUGCCGAAAAACGUUUAAAAAACAUGGUGGAGAGCUCGAACAAUGAGAGUCAUAUUCCUUGUGUUCAAAAAGCCAACAAAUUCUUCAAGUCCUGCAUGAAUAGUAAUGAUAAGGCGGAAGUGGACUACAUUAUUUCCAUUUUAAAACAAAAUGGUGGAUGGCCGAUGAUGAUGACCGUUGAAGACUGGAAGCGGAAUGCACAUUCGUGGCAGGAUGUUGACAGAUAUUAUUGGAAUUUAACUAAUCGUCACGCGUUCUUCGAUAUAACGUACAACGUGUCGGCGUCGCGUGAUCCCGAAGACCAACAAAUUUUUCUUUCAGAGCCAUACUGGAAGCCACUUAGAUCCCAUCAGUUACUAUCUAGAUCAGCAGUUGAAAAUACAGUUCAGUUACUCAUUCGUCAUACGGCGGCGAAUGUUUCUGAUGAGCAAUUGAAUAAGGACAUUAUGGAUCUCUUGAACUUCACGAGUCGCCUACAAAAGAUUCGGACAAUGGAUUAUCUUACUAAUGGCUACAUUAUGAACGUCGCAAAUUGGGUUGAUGAUUGGGAUUAUGGCAAUCAAUUUGGACCGAAUGCAAAUGGAUCUAAAGCAGCGGUGAAUUGGAGAGAGAUUUUCCGGCGCAUACUCGCUCCGGAAAAAAUUGAAAUACGAGAUCAUAUUCAGAUGGACAUCGAUAGGCCGUACCUCUUAUCAUUGCAAACAUUAUUGAAGGAAACUGAUGAGCGGACAAUCGUCAAUUUCAUUCACGCAAGAUAUUUGUCGCGUCUAUUGCGAAACGCUGCGUUACCGGGCAGCAAAAGGAUGUCACGUUGGAAAGAAUGUUUUGAUGAAGGCCGAAGUUUAUACGAGGAUAUUCAGUUGGUGGUGGGAAAUUACUUUAAUGUGACUCUUAAAGAAGCUGCUCGAAAAUUAUUCCACGACUUGAAAAAUGAAUUGGAGUUUGAAAUUGAUGAUUCCAACUGGAUGACAUUUCAGUCUAAAGAAGCGUUAAAACAUAAAGUUAAGAAUAUAUCCUAUUCAUACGACUAUCCAUGGUUUGAUGAUGUGGAGAAGUUCAUGAACCAUCGCUAUGAACACCUCACUGUGGGGGAUAACUACAUGAGCAAUAGAUUGGCGUUUGAGAAACAUAAGAAGUAUUUCGAUCCAUUGGAGUCUGCCAAGGUUGUUUAUAAUCGCAUAACGAUGUUCCCAUUUCUGCUGAUGCCUACGUACCGCAGGGAAAGGAAUUCAGUCCGAAUUCCUGCAUCUCUCUUCCAGCGUCCGAUAUUUGGUUCUGGAAUACCUGAUUACGUGUAUUACGCGAUUAUAGGAUCUCGCGUUGGUUCUGCAAUAAGUGAUUCGCUCAGCCUUCACGAAAUGCGGGUAAAAGGAGAUCGUAAGAACGAGCUGCUGAGUGAAUACCAAUGGGAAGAGUACAUGAAAAGGAUUGGCUGCGUUAAGGGACAAUAUGUGGAGUAUUAUGCGCCUAAAUUUGUAGAUCCAGACCAAUUAAAUAACCAUAUUGCCGAAACACUUGGAAUUAGAGCAGCUUUCAAUGCUUACAAACGUGUGAAGCAAAAUGGAACAAAAAUUGCGCAAUUGAAGGUUCCUCAAUUUGAAAAUUUCACUGAUGAACAAAUGUUUUUCAUCAUUUCCCUUGGGAGCCUCUGCAGGAAAUUCGAUUGGAUGUGGUCUGAGGAAAGCGCAUAUAGAAUAUCUCUGGAAUUUCAAGUUAAUAAUGCGGCCCGGAAUAUCCCGGAAUUUGGAAAAGCUUUCAAUUGUCCCGCCGGGAGUGCCACGAAUCGCCACCACAAAUGUAGUAUUUGGACAAACUAUGACGCCCCAUCGCGGCAUAAAAUUUAAUUACAUGAUUUGGUCGAAGCUAUUCGCAAGCUGGCUUCUAAACUAAAAUUUAAUCUGUCUGUACACUUUUGAUAUAUUCAUGAACAAUCAGACUAGAAGUCAGGUAUUACAUGAGAAAUUUUUUCCAUCGAAUUAUUAUUUCAAUUUUGGCAAAAAAUAAGAGACCAAAAUUCCUAACUAACGAAAGUCCUAUAUAAGUAUACCAGUCACUAAUCCAACAUGGUGGCUUUCACGGAGAUGAUUGAUAAUUGAUUAUGUCGUAGUCACAAUCGAUCAUUUUGAUAAUUGAUAAUCACUGGCGCUAGUGUAAAAUAACAUGAAUCGUUUUUUGGCCAGACAGUGCGAGAUAUGGACCAAAUUUUCUAAAUCUGGUGGUAUAUUACAAAAAAAAUGUAAUUUAGACAACUAUUCGUCAAUUUUUAUAUAAUAUUUUGAAUAUCAUGUUAUGAAAUCAAUUUGAGGUGGGAAUUUUCCGAAGCCUCUUUCAUUUUCAAGGACGUCUUGGGGCUCCUCGUCAGUCGCUGGCCCUAUGGCGAAGCGUCCCAGUAGGGCAGAUUCGAGUCCCAGUGAUGAAAGAUUUUUUCAUCACCGGAAAUCGAAGUCAGCGCAUGUGGAGUUCGUUAUACGUACGUGGAGUUAGAUAUAAGUUGAUAUGUUAAAUAUGAGGUGGAAUUUUGUGAUUGGUUGGAGAUUAAUAAAUGACGACUUGAUUAAAA
Molecule: messenger RNA, 2955 nt
Organism: Diachasmimorpha longicaudata
Lineage: Eukaryota; Metazoa; Arthropoda; Insecta; Hymenoptera; Braconidae
Product: neprilysin-21-like
Exons: 16
Coding region: 137-2239 (700 amino acids)
Biological process (GO): protein processing
Cellular component (GO): plasma membrane
Molecular function (GO): metalloendopeptidase activity
Source: RefSeq, a predicted model, not a curated record